GGAGGGGGGUUGGGGGGUGGGUGAAGCGUUUGAUAAUUCUACCAAAUUCAUUCCGAGCCCGUGAUGAACAUUUAUUAUCUGUGGGGUAUGACCACUUUGGUGAGCAGUGAGUCGACUUGAACGCCGUCCUGCGAGGGGAUGGAUACUAUAAAGGAACGAGUCUUUGCCCCCAGCAAAGAGGGCAUCAAAAAUUUUGCUGGAAAAUCGCUCGGACACCUGUACAAGGUUUUGGAGAAAAAGCAGGGGACAGGGGAGAACAUCGAGCUGACAGAGGAUGGCAGGGUCCGGGAAGCCAGGCCGAAGAAACCGGUGCUGUGUGACUGUACCUGCUUCGGAUUGCCUCGCAGGUACAUCAUUGCCAUCAUGAGCGGCCUCGGCUUCUGCAUCUCCUUUGGCAUCAGGUGUAACCUCGGUGUGGCCAUAGUGGACAUGGUCAACAACAGCACCAUUCACCAAGGGAAUAAAAUCAUCAAGCAGAAAGCGAAGUUCAACUGGGAUCCCGAAACUGUGGGAAUGAUCCACGGAUCUUUUUUCUGGGGAUAUAUCGUUACUCAGAUCCCUGGAGGUUACAUUGCGUCCAGAUUGGCAGCCAACAGAGUGUUUGGUGCUGCUAUCUUUCUCACCUCCACUCUCAAUAUGAUCAUCCCAUCUGCAGCUAAAACCCAUUUUGGCUGUGUAAUCUUUGUCAGGAUCCUUCAGGGACUGGUGGAGGGAGUCACGUAUCCAGCCUGCCAUGGCAUAUGGAGUAAAUGGGCUCCACCACUAGAGAGGAGCAGGCUGGCAACCACCUCGUUUUGUGGUUCGUACGCAGGCGCUGUAAUUGCCAUGCCUUUAGCUGGGAUUCUGGUGCAAUACACAGGAUGGCCAUCUGUGUUUUAUGUCUACGGGUCUUUCGGAAUAGUGUGGUACAUGUUCUGGAUUCUGGUGUCUUAUGAAAGUCCAGCUGCACACCCCACGAUCACAGAGGAGGAGCGCACCUACAUUGAAGAAAGCAUUGGUGAAAGCGCCAAUCUUUUCGGAGGAAUCGAUAAAUUUAAGACACCAUGGAGAAAAUUCUUUACCUCUAUGCCAGUCUAUGCAAUAAUUGUGGCAAAUUUCUGUAGAAGCUGGACUUUCUACUUGCUGCUCAUUAGUCAACCUGCCUAUUUCGAAGAGGUGUUUGGAUUUGAAAUCAGCAAGGUGGGAAUGGUAUCAGCUUUGCCCCAUCUUGUCAUGACAAUUAUAGUGCCGAUUGGUGGCCAGAUUGCAGACUUCCUCAGAGCUAAGAGGAUACUGUCCACCACGAAUGUCAGAAAGAUUAUGAACUGCGGCGGCUUUGGUAUGGAAGCAACCUUUCUCCUUGUAGUGGGCUACUCACAUAGCAAAGGCGUUGCCAUUUCAUUUCUCGUUCUGGCUGUUGGCUUUAGUGGAUUUGCUAUAUCAGGAUUUAAUGUGAACCAUUUGGAUAUAGCACCAAGAUAUGCCAGUAUUCUCAUGGGAAUUUCCAAUGGUGUGGGAACACUAUCCGGAAUGGUUUGCCCAUUGAUCGUUGGAGCAAUGACCAAACACAAGAGCCGUGAGGAGUGGCAGUAUGUGUUCCUGAUUGCUUCCCUGGUCCACUAUGCAGGAGUCAUAUUUUAUGGAUUAUUUGCAUCCGGUGAAAAGCAGCCAUGGGCAGACCCUGAACAAACGAGUGACGAAAAGUGUGGUUUUAUACAUGAAGAUGAACUGGCAGAAGAAACUGAGGACAUUACUCAGAAUUAUGGCACCCAAGGCACUGCAAAGUCUUACGGGGCCACCACUUAUAGCAAUGGUGGCUGGCCCACUGGAUGGGAGAAGAGGGAAGAGUUUGUGCAGGAAGAAGUUAAAGAUUCUUACCACUAUAAAGAACAUGAAGAAGGGGACUAUUCAUAACAGAAAAAAAAAGUCUAUUAGAUAUUUUGUAGUGUUUGUGUCCAGACUCAUUGUGAUUGUUUGCACAGAAAUUUGUGGUGUAAGUGUCCACACAUAUCAGAAUGGCAAGGUGUUAAAAUGUACAAAAAAUUAACCAUGCAGCGUUCGAGUGCAAUCUGUACAAAAUGGUGGUGUGUCUCAUCUCAAUUCAAGCUUUGCCAUUUCAGAAAGAUGAAGGCUUUUGAGCUUUGCUGGCUGACCAGUGGAAACGUUAGUGAGAGGUGCUGGUGGGGAAAAAAAUACAGGUCAGAUUGACUGGUUGGUUGUUGGGAAGCAGGACAAUUGAAUACCUUGGAGAGGGGACUGGUCAGUCAAUCAAAUAGAAGAUAAAUCCUUACGUAAUAAUUACUUGAAGUAAGCGUUAGUUUUGGUUUGAUUUGGUGUCAGAUGUUAUAAUAAUUUUUUAAAAAGAACUUUAGUAGAUCUCAGCCAAAGUUUUAUGCAUAUGAUAUAGAACGUUCAGACACCAGGGACGCAAAGGUACCUGUAAUUGAUUGGAAACAAGGAAAUCCUCACUAUCUGACACAAACCCAUGCUAUAUAUUCUUAGUAAAAUACUUUCAACUAUAAAGUUCCAAAACUAGAAAAUGGUUAGGCAUUUUACUCACUUUAUAGUUAAAUUGCAUGCUGGUGUCUACCUUGUAAUUCCAUCUUAGAUACAUACAAUCUUCAAUUUUCCACCAAAACCAAACAAACAGUUUAGAUAUUGCAAACCUAAGUAUUGCAAUAAAACGUUUGCAACAAGGUUUUGCUGUAGAGCACUUAUAUUAAUAAUUUCAUGUGAACUAUGAAUAUUCUAGAUCAGUAAAUAGCUUUUUUAAAAAAAGAAAAACAUUUAAUGCUGCUAACAUCUUAGAAGUUAUUCAUCAAUUGCACAAACCAAACCUGUGCAAAAUUGUUAACUUACCUUAAAGUACUGAGUAGAUAUUCACGUAAUCCCAGAGUUAGGAUUUUCAUCAAAUCAUUUGACUGCAAACAGCAAAGGAGUUUUGAGUAACAAUCCCCAGUAGAAACCAAAGGUGGCAUGCCUUAUCAUCUUUUGGAAUAGCAUCAUUCCUUACUGGAAAAAAACAUUUCCUUCCUAGUUAUUGGAUUCAGCAAGGACUGCAGCAUUUGUGUACAAAGCAAUAAAUCCACGUAGUAGACUGCAUUGUCCCGUACUCUUAUAUGUGUUCCACUAAUGUAGUUUGAUGUAGAUGCUUUUGGUCGUAGGUAACAAUGCUGAAUUCAGCAUCACCACAAACUGGCUUGAGAGAAAACCACACGUUGGAUUGGAAUUAUGGUCCACAGAUGACUGCAGUUCCCAAAACAUGUCAAACAUUUGUUGCUAUACUGUGCAUCUCAGGUGGUGUAUGGAAGGGGGUUGUUAUGUGUUGGCUAUACCUGUACUAUGGGUGGAGACUGUUUUAGUGUCUGUUGUCCCAGUAUACAAGUCAAGAAUGGCUUCUAUCACUAAUGGAGAAAAUUAUUUGACCUGAAGGUCAUACCCUUGCUUUGUGCCUCAAAGUGAUGUGAAAUGUGGUCAUGCCAUGCUGUGUACUUUGGAAAGAUGUGGACUGUGUCACUUUCGUUGCUGCCAAAAGUGUUAAUAAAAAGCUCUAUCUAUA
Molecule: messenger RNA, 3538 nt
Organism: Callorhinchus milii (elephant shark)
Lineage: Eukaryota; Metazoa; Chordata; Chondrichthyes; Chimaeriformes; Callorhinchidae
Gene: slc17a6a
Product: solute carrier family 17 member 6a
Exons: 12
Coding region: 139-1893 (584 amino acids)
Biological process (GO): transmembrane transport; neurotransmitter loading into synaptic vesicle; regulation of synapse structure or activity
Cellular component (GO): excitatory synapse; synaptic vesicle membrane
Molecular function (GO): neurotransmitter transmembrane transporter activity; L-glutamate transmembrane transporter activity
Source: RefSeq, a predicted model, not a curated record